Messenger RNA from Dacryopinax primogenitus, 1617 nucleotides. RefSeq names its product amino acid transporter. Gene Ontology annotation, cellular component: membrane. Lineage: Eukaryota; Fungi; Basidiomycota; Dacrymycetes; Dacrymycetales; Dacrymycetaceae. Gene Ontology annotation, molecular function: transmembrane transporter activity. Bases 1 to 1617 code for a protein of 538 amino acids. The transcript has 10 exons. Gene Ontology annotation, biological process: transmembrane transport. The record is from RefSeq and is a predicted model, not a curated record.
AUGCCUUCUAAAGAGGAAAGAGAGAAGAUAGCCCUAGCACUUCAGGACGGAGAUGAUGUUGUGCUCGCCGAACUGGGCUACAAAUCAGAGUUCAAACGGGAGUUCAAGCUUUAUGAAGUCGUAUUCUUUGCCUUCUCAAUUAUGGGCGUCAUUGCUAGUGUCACCUCCACUUGGUCAUUCAUGCUGGUUUCAGGUGGUCAUGUUGGUAUGGUCUGGGGAUGGAUCAUCCCGUGGUUCUUCGUCCUUACGAUUGCCGCCUGUAUGGCCGAGUUAGCUAGUAGUAUGCCUACGAGCGCGGGGCUGUAUUACUUCGCGGCCCGCAUGGCACCUGCACAUUGGGCACCCCUUGCAAGUUGGAUCACCGGAUGGGCGAACGUUACAGGCCAGAUUACACUUGUAUGCUCGAUCGACUUUACCUGCGCCCAGAUGAUAACAACGGCAAUAUCCGUUGGCUCGGAUGGUGCCGUAAACCUCGGAGCUGCGCCUACCUGGGGCAUUCUUCUUGCCAUCCUCUUCGCACACGGAAUUGUUUGCAGUUUGGCUACCCAAUUCCUCGCUCGCAUUAACGUGUUUUAUGUUGUGGUGAAUCUCCGUAUAGUUGGCACUUGUCUUGCCGCAAUCGUCUGUCUCCUCGUUGGCGCUGGGCCAGAAAACCGUGUUUCCACCGCAGACGCGUGGACUUUAUUCGAAAACAACUCCGGAUGGACGAACAAUGGAUGGGCUUUCAUGCUCGCUUUUACGGCUCCUAUGUGGACAUUGACCGGAUACGACUCUGCAGCUCAUAUCUCAGAGGAAACUUCUGGGGCUUCAAAAGCCGCACCUAUUGCGAUUCUCGUCUCUGUAUUCUGUACGGGCAUCAUUGGUUGGCUCAUCAACAUCGCGGCAUCCUUUGCAACAACUUCGGUUGCCGAGAUCUUGACUACUACUUUACCCUUGCCUCUCGGGCAGCUCUUCCUGAACUGUAUAGGCAAACGUGGGAUGUUUGCUGUUUGGAGUUUCAUUAUUAUUGUACAGUUUGUAACCGGUGCCGCGCAGGGAGUCGAUGCGUCUCGAGUCGUCUUCGCCUUCGCACGUGAUAAUGCAUUGCCUGGUUCUCGUUGGCUGAAACAGAUCAACCCGCACACAUUCACGCCCAUCAAUGCUGUAUGGUUCGUCAUGUUUUGGGCGGGUAUUUGUGGACUUCUAGGAUUCUCCGCUGCGGCACUUUCCAGUCUGGCAGGUGCUUCCGUUCUCGGACUGUACCUCAGCUACGCAACCCCGAUAUUCCUUCGGAUCACUUCUGGGCGCAACAAGUUCAAACCAGGUUGGUUUUCGCUGGGAAGUUGGGUGACACCGCUUGGUACUAUAGCUGUGUCCUGGGUCACCUUCAUAUGGAUCGUUCUCGUCUUCCCUCCUUCCGAGGCACCUACUGCACCAACAAUGAACUACGCUGUCGUCAUCGUAAUGGGCGUGGUAUUCUUUGCUGGAGGAUGGUGGAUUAUCAGUGCACGUAAAUGGUUCACCGGGCCUAUUGUCAACGUGAACAAGGAAGAGGUUAUUGAAAGAGCACUUAGCCAUGCGGAGAAGACUGGGGAGGAUAUGGAGAUCGUCCGAGAGGUCUCAGACAAGUCCGAAUGA